CUAACAUUUUACAGUCUCGCACUCGUGCGCUUAGGAAAAGUACACAAAUAUAUAUAUUAUUGUGAAGUUUAUUUUAAGCCUUUUAUAAUUGCGUUAGGUAAAAUAUCGAUAGUGAAGUGUAAGAUAAGUAGUGUAUAGGCUUAUUUGUUAUGUGGAUUGUUUUGGAGAGGCCAUUUGAAUUGAUGUGAAUCACACAACAGCCCAUACUAUAUAGUGCAUCACCCGUGUAAUCGUAAAUUAACUACACUAAACUACUCUUUAAUGUUAAAGAUAUAUUAUGAAUACCUCAACGAGAUAUUUCAAUUUGAACCUCCGUAUCCCAUGUUUUAUUAUUGGAUACAUUAAUUUGUUUGUGAGUAUCAUCGAUGUGUUCGUUCAAGUCACUGUGGUGUUCAUAAUAACUAAUGGAUUCCAAUGUGACGUUAGUGAAAACUCUUUAAGCAAAAUAAACUGGCCAUGGAUGGAACUAAUUCUACUUGUAUUAAAUAUUGGGACGCAUGGCUUCUAUCCAUUCCCACUAACUCUACGGAACCGAUACAAUUUAUACGAUGGAUAUUCACCAAUUAUAGAUGAGCCCAAAUGCUACCCUGGCAUAAUGCAUAUAUACCUGGUGGACAUAUUGAAUUUUGUCAUUAACAUAAUAUGGUUUAAAUUCGUUAAGGAGUACGUCAUCGCUCUACACAAGAAAGAUCCCGCGCCUAUGCGUAUGUUUUUGGUAAUUUGUAUCCUAAAAUUGGCACUGCAAGCUAUAUAUUUCAAGACACAACCUGACUUCAAACUUAUCCGUAAUCUAGAUUCGUACUGGUUGAUCAAAUAUAUGGAUAUUAUUAUUUCAGCUCUCUGCAUUAUUAUCAUUUUCUUAUAUACACGACAGAUAAGGAAUGUGACUCGUAAGUUAUUGCCUACCACAAAUAAUGAUUGCCUGAAGCAACCAUAUAAAAUUCUGAAGGAAGAGGGCGCCACAGACGCCGAAAAAUGUGCAAAUAAAUGUUCUGCUAUUUACAUUAAUUGAACAAUCAGAUUAAAAUUUUGUACUAGUACAAAUAUCAAAUCAUAUAUAAUUAAAUCAGCGAGGAGUAUAUAUUAAACAAGCAAAUAGAUAUCUACUUGUAUGGUGUCUAUUAGAGUUCUAUUACCAUAUAUCGGUUGUGAAAUAAAAAAAAAAAAUAUAAUAAAAGUUUUAUAUAAAUAAUUCUAUUAUAUAAGUUAUUUGUUUAAAGCAGGUAUUUUAAUUUAAUUUGUAUCAUUUAAUAAGUACUAUUAAAUGAAAUAAAAUUAAAUAAAAUGAAAUGCAAUGAAAUGAAAUAAAAUGAAAUAGUAUCUUUAUAUGUAAUUAAAUACAUUUUAGUUUUUGUUUGUGUAUUCUUUGUGUAUUUUUUUUUGUAUGAUUUUUUAUAAUAAGCAAAAAAUAAAGAAUGAGUAAAUAAAAUUAUGAAAUACAUACCCAA
This is a messenger RNA of Galleria mellonella (greater wax moth), 1448 nucleotides long. RefSeq lists its product as uncharacterized. The record is from RefSeq and is a predicted model, not a curated record. The transcript has 6 exons. NCBI's taxonomy places the organism in Eukaryota, Metazoa, Arthropoda, Insecta, Lepidoptera, Pyralidae. The coding region runs from base 278 to 1012 and encodes 244 amino acids.